AUGUCCGUCAAAGGUCUCGCUGAAACCCUCCCCGGCGUGGAGGUCCGCCACGACAUCUAUCCCACCAUCGACCCUACCUCAGCUUGGGAGACCAAGUCCUUCAAGAACAAGGCCGUCUUCAUCACCGGCGCGAGUCGCGGUAUCGGACGCGUGACGGCUAUCACCUUCGCAAAGGCUGGCGCCGCCAUCGCCAUCGCUGCGCGGACCGACAGCGCGCUGGAAGAGACCAAGGCCGAUGUGCUAAAGGAAGCCCCGGACGCCAAGGUCGAGAAGUAUAUCGUGGACGUCAAGAACACAGCUCAGGUCGAGGCCGCCGUCGAGGCUGCUGCCGCUGCAUUCGGCCGUCUGGACGUCGUCGUCGCUAACGCUGGCGCCCUGACGAGCUUUGAGAAGACCAUGGACGAGAAGCCGGCUGCAGGUUGGUGGAACACCUUCGAGAUCAACGUCUUCGGCGUGUACAACGCUUUCCGUCCGGCGGCGAAACACCUGCGCAAGACGAAUGGUACCUUCAUCGCGAUCAGCUCUCUCGCUGCACAGCUUCGCUGGCCCGGAGGCAGCGACUAUGAGACCUCCAAGCACACCGUGAAUAGGUUGAUCGAGUUCAUCGCCCAGGAGAACCCGACGGUCAAAGCAUUCGCGCUUCAUCCUGGCUCCAUCUUGACCGACAUGGGACACGACUCUGGCUUAGCCGGACAAGGCAUGCCGUUCCCCGACACGGUAGAGCUCCCUGCGGUGACGAUGCUUUAUCUCGCCUCGGGCAAGGCUGACUGGCUCAGUGGUCGCUUCGUCGAGGCAACCUGGGACCUCGGACAGGUUGAACGCGAGUGGAAGGAUAAGAUCCUCGAGAAAGACCUGCUGAUCAACAAGCUCGACGUCGUGGGCUAA
Molecule: messenger RNA, 885 nt
Organism: Peniophora sp. CBMAI 1063
Lineage: Eukaryota; Fungi; Basidiomycota; Agaricomycetes; Russulales; Peniophoraceae
Source: the annotation of a GenBank genome assembly